This is a messenger RNA of Purpureocillium takamizusanense, 231 nucleotides long. RefSeq lists its product as uncharacterized. The transcript has 3 exons. The record is from RefSeq and is a predicted model, not a curated record. The coding region runs from base 1 to 231 and encodes 76 amino acids. Lineage: Eukaryota; Fungi; Ascomycota; Sordariomycetes; Hypocreales; Ophiocordycipitaceae.
AUGAAGAACUCUGCUGCCGCACUCCUCCUCCUCGCCCUGGCGGCGGCCGUCUCGGCGACGUGUAACAAAGAGCCGGUUCUCAACACUAUUGGCACGUGCUCCAAGGAGACCAACCUGUGCACGCUCUCCAAGAACGGCAAGCAGUGGACCAAGUCCUGCGAACCCAAGUGUUCGCGAACCGACUCUGACUGCAUCGACAACAUGUCCGACAAGACUGCGUACUGCCUUUAA